Sapajus apella (tufted capuchin) is the source of this 1699-nucleotide messenger RNA. It is a transcript of the gene AIM2, whose product is annotated as absent in melanoma 2. The record is from RefSeq and is a predicted model, not a curated record. Gene Ontology annotation, molecular function: double-stranded DNA binding. The coding region runs from base 475 to 1503 and encodes 342 amino acids. NCBI's taxonomy places the organism in Eukaryota, Metazoa, Chordata, Mammalia, Primates, Cebidae. Gene Ontology annotation, biological process: activation of innate immune response; cellular response to interferon-beta. Gene Ontology annotation, cellular component: AIM2 inflammasome complex. The transcript is spliced from 7 exons.
GGAUGACUCAGCUACAAGUUGCUACAAGAAUUUUCUUCUGUGGUUGCUAGAAAGAACCCAAACCAGCUCAGCCAAUUAGAGCUCCAGUUGUCUCUCCAACCCGCGCUGGCCCUGGGAGUGAAAGGAAGUGUUUAUUUGGUGUAUGUGUGAAGCUGUUCAGAAGUUUCAGAGCCUUUGUCGCUUUGAAAGUCACCUAGAUGAUUUGGGCAUGGUCUCCUAAGCCCCCUGCUAGUUAAGCUCUCUGAAGAGAAGGUGGCAGACCCGGUUUGCUGAUCACACCAGGGAUCAGGAGUUAAGGAUAUGGACACUUUAGAAGGGUAUAAUUUACCAGAUGUCACAAAACAGCUAGCAAAUAGCAGAACCAGGAUUGAAGUCUGUGUCUGGCAGAAUAAUUGUCAGCCUUGGGCAGCAAGUUAACACAGUUUGAAAUCCCUGCAGUCCUGGCAUGAAGAAGGUGGAUCCUGAAGUUCUUAGAUGGAGAGUAAAUAUAAGGAGAUACUCCUGCUAACGGGCCUGGAGAACAUCACCGAUGAAGAACUGGAUAGGUUUAAGUUCUUUCUUCCAGAUGAGUUUAAUAUUGCUACAGGCAAACUACAUACUGCAAAUAGACCACAACUAGCUAACUUGAUGAUUCAAAAUGCUGGUGUGGUGUCUGCAGUGACGAAGACCAUUCAUAUUUUUCAGAAGUUGAAUUACAUGCUUUUGGCAGAACGUCUUCAAGAAGAGAAGGAGAAAGUUGAUAAGAAAUACAAAUCGGUAACAAAACCAAAGCCACUAAGUCAAGCUGAAAUGAGUCCUGCUGCAUCCGCAGCCAUCAGAAAUGAUGUCACAAAGCAACGUGCUGCACCAAAAGUCUCUGCCCAUAUUCAGCCUGAGCAGAAACAGAUGGUGAUCCAGCAGGAAUCUAUCAGAGAAGGGUUUCAGAAAGACCGUUUGCCAGUUAUGGUACUGAAAGCAACGAAGCCCUUCACGUUUGAGACCCAAGAAGGCAAGCAAGAGAUGUUUCAUGCUACAGUGGCUACAGAGAAGGAAUUCUUCUUUGUAAAAGUUUUUAAUACACUGCUAAAAGAUAAAUUCAUUCCAAAGAGAAUAAUUAUAAUAUCGAGAUAUUAUCGGCACAGUGGCUUCUUAGAAGUAACUAGUGCCUCACGUGUGUUAGAUGCUGAAUCUGACCAAAAGGUCAAUGUCCCACCAAACAUCAUCAGAAAAGCUGGGGAAACUCCAAAGAUCAGCACGCUUCAAACUCAGCCCCUUGGAACAAUUGUGAAUGGGUUGUUUGUAGUCCAGAAGGUAACAGAAAAGAAGAAAGGUAUAUUAAACCUAAGGGACAACACUGGGAAUAUGGAAGUAUUGGUGGCUGGAAACCAGGACACAAUAAAAUGUGAGGAAGGAGAUAAGCUUCGACUUACGUUCUUCACGCUGUCAAAAAAUGGAGAAAAACUACAGCUGACAUCUGGAGUCCAUAGCACCAUAAAGGUUAUUAAGAACCAAAAAAAAAAAUAGAGAAAGGAAAAGGACCAAUUCAAACCAACCGGGAAGAAUACGUGAUACAGCCUGUUCCAUCAGAUUGCAAGUUACCCGAGUGUGGCAGUUCACAGGCUCCUCUCCACCAAGUUAGGAUAGGAUAAUUGCUGGAUAAACAAAUUCAAAAUAUCAACAGAUGAUUACAAUAAACGUCUGUUUCUCAUUCAUUACAGUC